This is a messenger RNA of Cercocebus atys (sooty mangabey), 11917 nucleotides long. It is a transcript of the gene COL12A1, whose product is annotated as collagen, type XII, alpha 1. Gene Ontology annotation, biological process: endodermal cell differentiation. The record is from RefSeq and is a predicted model, not a curated record. The transcript has 66 exons. Bases 499 to 9705 code for a protein of 3068 amino acids. Gene Ontology annotation, molecular function: protein binding. NCBI's taxonomy places the organism in Eukaryota, Metazoa, Chordata, Mammalia, Primates, Cercopithecidae.
AUCGCCACCUCACGCCGAAGGAAUGCUCAAAGUAUGCACACGUUCCCAAAAGUAGACCUCCUUCACCGCCGGAGGAGCAUACAUCACCCCGUGGCAGCCGUCCACCUUCUCAGGCGUUUCGUAACCGAGUAAACUGAGAGCUGGGAACAGCCCUCUAUUAAGUAGCCCGCGGCGCAGAGUCUCUUCCCACUUGGCGAAGGCGAACCGCCCCAGACGCGUCCGCGCGCCGGCAGCUGCAGGCUCAGGCGAUCUCCACUCGUCCUGCAGCGCCCGCCUCUCCUCCUGGGAUUCUCCUCCUCCUACUGGACUUCCCCGCCGCUGCCCACGCCUCGGCGGCCGCUAGGUGCUCCUGGAGCGCAGCGCCUAUCGCCGGGGCGUGUGGGGGCCACACCGAGCACCAGCUUCUCCGACGCCAGGAAGCCGCCGUCGCCGCCUCUACCUCACCCUGUCGCCGCCGUCUCAGAGCUCUUCAUGCCGCUGUAAGCUCGGAGGCCGAGGAUGCGGACCAGGCUUCCCCCAGUGCUUGCCGCCCUGGGCGCGGCCCUGCUCCUGUCUUCCAUUGAGGCAGAAGUUGACCCACCUUCAGACUUGAAUUUUAAAAUUAUAGAUGAAAAUACUGUUCAUAUGUCAUGGGCAAAACCAGUUGAUCCAAUUGUGGGUUACAGAAUAACGGUGGACCCUACAACAGAUGGGCCUACUAAAGAAUUUACCCUUGCAGCUAGUACCACUGAAACUUUAUUGUCAGAACUUGUACCUGAAACAGAGUAUGUGGUGACAAUAACUUCAUAUGAUGAAGUAGAAGAAAGUGUACCAGUUAUAGGACAACUAACAAUUCAAACAGGUAGUUCGACAAAGCCAGUGGAGAAGAAACCUGGAAAAACCGAGAUACAAAAAUGCUCUGUCAGUGCCUGGACUGAUCUGAUUUUCCUUGUGGAUGGCUCUUGGAGUGUGGGAAGAAAUAAUUUCAAGUACAUUUUAGACUUUAUUGCUGCUCUUGUGUCUGCUUUUGAUAUUGGGGAAGAGAAGACAAGAGUUGGAGUUGUUCAGUACAGCUCUGAUACCAGGACUGAAUUUAACUUAAAUCAGUACUACCAAAGGGAUGAGCUUCUUGCUGCAAUAAAAAAAAUUCCAUAUAAAGGUGGCAACACAAUGACAGGGGAUGCCAUUGAUUAUUUAGUUAAAAAUACUUUCACGGAAUCUGCUGGGGCAAGAGUUGGCUUUCCUAAAGUGGCAAUUAUUAUAACGGAUGGAAAAUCCCAGGAUGAAGUGGAAAUUCCAGCAAGAGAGCUUCGUAAUGUUGGAGUUGAAGUUUUCUCCUUGGGCAUUAAAGCUGCAGAUGCAAAAGAACUCAAACAAAUUGCCUCCACACCUUCACUGAACCAUGUUUUCAAUGUGGCCAACUUUGAUGCAAUCGUGGAUAUUCAGAAUGAGAUCAUCUCCCAGGUGUGCUCAGGUGUUGAUGAACAACUUGGCGAAUUGGUUAGUGGAGAAGAAGUUGUUGAGCCUCCUUCAAAUUUGAUUGCCGUGGAAGUCUCUUCAAAAUAUGUUAAGCUAAGUUGGAAUCCAUCUGCUAGUCCAGUGACUGGCUACAAAGUCAUCCUCACACCAAUGACAGCAGGAAGCCGACAGCACGCUCUGAGUGUGGGGCCUCAGACAACCACGCUCAGUGUUCGUGACCUCUCAGCAGACACAGAAUACCAGAUCAGUGUUUCUGCCAUGAAGGGAAUGACAUCCAGUGAACCCAUCUCAAUAAUGGAGAAGACUCAGCCAAUGAAAGUACAAGUGGAAUGCUCACGUGGUGUGGAUAUAAAAGCCGAUAUUGUGUUUUUGGUUGAUGGCUCCUAUAGCAUUGGGAUUGCAAACUUUGUUAAAGUUAGAGCCUUUUUGGAAGUUCUUGUAAAAAGUUUUGAAAUUUCACCAAAUAGGGUCCAGAUUAGUCUUGUCCAAUACAGCCGGGAUCCUCAUACUGAGUUCACUUUGAAAAAAUUCACCAAAGUGGAAGAUAUAAUUGAAGCCAUAAACACCUUCCCUUACAGAGGAGGAUCUACAAAUACUGGCAAAGCAAUGACUUAUGUCAGAGAGAAAAUAUUUGUGCCUAGCAAGGGAUCAAGAAGCAAUGUGCCGAAGGUCAUGAUUCUUAUCACGGAUGGGAAAUCAUCAGAUGCUUUCAGAGAUCCUGCGAUAAAACUGAGGAAUUCAGAUGUUGAAAUCUUCGCAGUUGGUGUGAAAGAUGCUGUUCGCUCAGAAUUAGAAGCUAUUGCCUCUCCUCCCGCAGAGACCCAUGUGUUCACAGUGGAAGAUUUUGAUGCUUUUCAGAGGAUAUCUUUUGAACUCACACAGUCUAUCUGCCUUAGAAUUGAGCAAGAAUUGGCAGCUAUAAAGAAGAAAGCUUACGUCCCUCCAAAGGAUCUUAGUUUUUCAGAAGUGACUUCUUAUGGUUUCAAAACCAACUGGUCUCCAGCUGGAGAAAAUGUUUUUUCAUAUCACAUCACCUACAAGGAAGCGACUGGGGUUGACGAGGUCACUGUGGUGGAGCCAGCAUCGAGCACCAGUGUUGUUCUCAGCAACCUGAAGCCAGAGACCCUGUAUUUGGUCAAUGUGACUGCGGAGUAUGAGGAUGGCUUCAGCAUUCCCUUAGCUGGAGAGGAGACCACCGAAGAAGUAAAAGGAGCACCUCGAAACCUAAAGGUGACAGAUGAGACUACAGAUAGUUUUAAAAUUACUUGGACUCAAGCUCCAGGGAGAGUUUUAAGAUAUCGAAUUAUAUAUAGACCAGUUGCUGGUGGAGAAAGCAGAGAAGUUACCACCCCACCCAAUCAGAGGAGGAGAACGCUGGAGAACUUGAUUCCAGACACAAAAUAUGAAGUAACUGUAAUUCCUGAAUAUUUCUCGGGACCUGGUUCUCCAUUAACUGGAAACGCAGCCACUGAAGAAGUUAGAGGGAAUCCAAGAGACUUAAGAGUUUCUGACCCUACGACGUCUACUAUGAAAUUAUCUUGGAGUGGGGCACCAGGAAAAGUGAAACAGUAUCUCGUCACAUAUACCCCAGUGGCAGGGGGUGAAACUCAAGAGGUCACUGUGAGGGGAGAUACAACCAAUACGGUGCUGCGGGGAUUGAAGGAAGGGACACAAUACGCCUUAUCUGUGACAGCCUUGUAUGCGUCUGGGGCUGGAGAUGCCCUCUUUGGUGAAGGAACAACACUUGAAGAACGUGGUUCUCCUCGAGAUUUAGUUACUAAAGACAUCACUGACACAUCAAUUGGGGCUUAUUGGACAUCUGCUCCAGGAAUGGUUCGCGGUUACAGGAUCUCAUGGAAAUCACUUUAUGAUGAUGUUGACACUGGAGAGAAAAAUCUUCCUGAAGAUGCAAUUCAUACUAUGAUAGAAAAUCUGCAGCCAGAGACCAAAUACAGAAUUUCAAUAUUUGCCACUUACAGCAGUGGAGAAGGAGAACCUUUGACUGGAGAUGCCACAACUGAAUUAUCUCAAGAUUCCAAAACUCUGAAAGUAGAUGAAGAAACAGAAAGCACAAUGAGAGUUACGUGGAAACCAGCUCCAGGGAAAGUCGUCAACUACCGUGUUGUCUAUCGCCCCCAUGGGGGAGGGAGGCAAAUGGUUGCUAAGGUGCCCCCCACAGUCACUUCAACAGUGUUAAAGCGACUUCAGCCACAGACCACAUAUGACAUCACAGUUCUUCCGAUUUACAAGACAGGAGAAGGAAAGCUUAGGCAAGGAUCAGGAACAACAGCUUCUCGAUUUAAGUCUCCCAGAAACCUCAAAACAUCUGACCCAACCAUGUCAAGCUUCCGAGUGACUUGGGAGCCUGCCCCUGGGGAAGUGAAGGGUUAUAAAGUCACAUUCCACCCUACGGGGGAUGACAGAAGACUGGGGGAGUUAGUGGUUGGACCCUAUGACAACACGGUUGUUUUGGAGGAACUUAGGGCUGGUACCACCUAUAAAGUAAAUGUUUUUGGAAUGUUUGAUGGAGGAGAAAGCUCACCACUUGUUGGACAAGAAAUGACAACCCUUUCCGAUACAACUGUAAUGCCAAUUUUAUCUUCUGGGAUGGAGUGUCUCACCAGAGCUGAGGCAGACAUUGUGUUGCUGGUGGAUGGAUCAUGGAGCAUCGGCCGGGCAAAUUUUAGAACCGUGAGGAGCUUUAUUUCUCGUAUUGUGGAAGUCUUUGACAUUGGCCCCAAAAGAGUACAAAUUGCUCUUGCUCAGUAUAGUGGGGAUCCCAGAACAGAGUGGCAGUUAAAUGCUCACAGAGACAAGAAGAGCUUGUUGCAAGCUGUGGCAAACUUACCAUACAAAGGAGGCAAUACUCUCACAGGCAUGGCUUUGAAUUUCAUUCGCCAACAGAGCUUCAGGACCCAAGCUGGCAUGAGACCUCGAGCUCGAAAAAUUGGUGUGCUCAUUACUGAUGGAAAAUCACAAGAUGAUGUUGAGGCACCUUCAAAGAAACUCAAGGAUGAGGGAGUGGAGCUGUUUGCUAUUGGUAUUAAAAAUGCUGAUGAAGUCGAAUUAAAGAUGAUUGCAACUGAUCCUGAUGAUACCCAUGCAUACAAUGUGGCAGAUUUUGAGUCACUCUCCAGGAUAGUGGAUGAUCUCACCAUUAAUUUGUGUAACAGUGUCAAAGGUCCAGGUGAUUUGGAAGCACCUUCUAACUUAGUUAUUUCUGAGCGAACCCAUCGUUCUUUUAGAGUGAGCUGGACACCACCUUCUGACAGUGUGGAUCGAUACAAGGUGGAAUACUAUCCAGUUUCUGGAGGGAAACGUCAAGAAUUUUAUGUGAGUCGAAUGGAAACCAGCACAGUGCUGAAAGAUCUGAAGCCUGAAACUGAGUAUGUUGUCAAUGUGUAUUCUGUGGUAGAAGAUGAAUAUAGUGAGCCUCUGAAGGGCACAGAAAAAACCUUGCCAGUGCCUGUAGUCAGCCUGAAUAUUUAUGAUGUUGGCCCUACCACCAUGCAUGUGCAGUGGCAGCCUGUGGGAGGAGCUACUGGCUACAUCUUGUCAUACAAACCUGUUAAGGACACAGAGCCAACAACACCCAAAGAGAUGCGUUUGGGGCCAACAGUGAACGACAUGCAGCUGACUGACCUUGUUCCCAACACGGAGUAUGCAGUCACAGUCCACGCUGUCCUGCACGACCUCACUAGUGAACCCGUCACUGUUCGGGAAGUCACCUUGCCUUUACCCAGACCUCAGGAUCUGAAACUCAGAGAUGUGACUCAUAGCAGUAUGAAUGUCUUUUGGGAACCUGUGCCUGGAAAAGUGCGUAAAUAUAUUGUUCGAUACAAAACACCGGAAGAGGAUGUCAAAGAGGUAGAGGUGGACAGAUCAGAGACCAGCACUUCCCUCAAAGACCUCUUCUCACAGACCCUGUACACAGUCAGCGUUUCUGCAGUACAUGAUGAGGGGGAGUCUCCUCCAGUGACUGCUCAAGAAACUACCCGACCCGUGCCAGCUCCAACAAACCUAAGGAUUACUGAAGUAACAUCAGAGGGUUUCAGAGGGACCUGGGAUCAUGGAGCUUCAGAUGUGUCUCUCUACAGAAUAACUUGGGCACCUUUUGGAAGCUCAGAUAAGAUGGAGACCAUCUUAAAUGGAGAUGAAAAUAGUUUGAUGUUCGAAAACCUGAAUCCCAACACCGUCUAUGAAGUUUCCAUUACUGCCAUCUAUCCUGAUGAGUCAGAAAGUGAUGACCUGAUUGGCAGUGAGCGCACAUUGCCUAUCUUAACAACACAAGCUCCCAAAAGUGGCCCACGAAACCUUCAAGUGUACAAUGCAACAUCUAACAGCUUGACUGUUAAGUGGGAUCCUGCUAGUGGUCGUGUGCAGAAAUAUAGGAUCACUUAUCAGCCUUCCACAGGGGAAGGCAAUGAGCAAACGACCUUUUUACUCAAGACCACAAUAGGAGGACGGCAGAACAGUGUGGUCCUGCAGAAACUGAAGCCAGACACUCCUUACACUAUCACCGUAUCCUCUCUGUAUCCUGAUGGUGAAGGAGGUCGGAUGACGGGAAGAGGCAAGACCAAACCUCUAAACACUGUUAGGAACCUAAGAGUGUAUGACCCUUCUACCAGCACCUUGAAUGUCCGCUGGGACCAUGCAGAGGGAAAUCCUCGUCAGUACAAGCUCUUCUAUGCACCAGCAGCAGAUGGUCCAGAGGAACUGGUUCCAAUCCCCGGGAAUACCAAUUAUGCCAUUCUUAGGAAUCUCCAGCCAGAUACUUCGUACACUGUGACGGUAGUUCCCGUUUAUACUGAAGGUGAUGGGGGACGCACAUCAGAUACUGGAAGGACAUUGAUGAGAGGACUGGCAAGAAAUGUCCAAGUAUACAAUCCUACACCUAACAGCCUCGAUGUUCGCUGGGACCCUGCACCAGGACCUGUGCUGCAGUAUCGCGUUGUGUAUUCCCCUGUGGAUGGCACAAGACCCUCAGAAUCUAUAGUGGUGCCAGGAAACACACGCAUGGUGCAUCUGGAGCGGCUGAUUCCGGACACACUCUAUUCCGUGAACCUUGUGGCUCUAUACUCAGAUGGAGAGGGAAAUCCCAGCCCUGCCCAGGGCCGAACGCUACCACGGAGUGGACCAAGGAACCUGAGAGUGUUUGGUGAAACAACCAAUAGCCUUUCGGUAGCCUGGGAUCAUGCUGAUGGGCCAGUUCAGCAGUACAGGAUCAUCUAUUCUCCCACUGUUGGUGAUCCAAUUGAUGAAUAUACCACAGUCCCAGGCAGAAGAAAUAAUGUAAUACUGCAGCCGCUGCAACCUGACACUCCAUAUAAAAUUACUGUUAUUGCUGUUUAUGAAGAUGGAGAUGGUGGCCAUCUAACAGGAAAUGGAAGAACUGUGGGACUCCUUCCUCCUCAGAACAUACACAUCUCUGACGAAUGGUAUACAAGAUUCAGGGUGUCCUGGGACCCUUCACCCUCUCCAGUUCUUGGAUAUAAAAUUGUAUAUAAGCCAGUGGGUUCCAAUGAGCCCAUGGAAGCCUUUGUUGGAGAGAUGACAUCAUAUACCUUACACAAUCUCAAUCCCAGCACCACCUACGAUGUGAAUGUUUAUGCUCAAUAUGAUUCUGGACUCAGUGUCCCCUUGACAGAUCAAGGCACUACAUUAUAUUUAAAUGUAACAGAUCUGAAAACUCACCAGAUUGGGUGGGAUACAUUCUGUGUCAAAUGGUCAGCUCACCGGGCAGCCACCUCCUACAGGCUAAAACUAAGCCCUGCAGAUGGAACCAGGGGACAAGAAAUUACAGUGCGUGGAUCAGAAACCAGUCACUGCUUCACUGGCCUUUCACCAGACACUGAUUAUGGUGUCACUGUUUUUGUGCAGACACCAAAUCUCGAGGGACCAGGAGUCUCUGUUAAAGAACAUACCACUGUGAAACCAACAGAAGCCCCUACAGAGCCACCCACCCCUCCUCCCCCUCCCACCAUUCCACCAGCCCGGGAUGUAUGCAAAGGGGCCAAGGCAGAUAUUGUGUUCUUGACUGAUGCCUCUUGGAGCAUCGGGGAUGAUAAUUUUAACAAAGUUGUAAAAUUCAUCUUUAAUACUGUGGGAGGCUUUGAUGAAAUCAGUCCUGCUGGGAUUCAGGUUUCAUUUGUGCAAUACAGCGAUGAGGUCAAGUCUGAGUUCAAGCUGAACACAUACAAUGACAAGGCUCUAGCCCUUGGGGCCCUCCAGAAUAUUAGGUACAGAGGAGGAAACACAAGAACAGGCAAGGCCCUCACAUUUAUCAAGGAGAAAAUCUUGACUUGGGAGAGUGGCAUGAGGAAGAAUGUCCCUAAGGUGUUGGUUGUGGUCACAGAUGGUCGGUCCCAGGAUGAGGUCAAGAAGGUGGCUUUGGUCAUCCAGCAGUCAGGGUUCAGUGUCUUUGUAGUUGGUGUGGCUGAUGUCGACUACAACGAGCUUGCCAACAUUGCCAGCAAACCAAGUGAACGGCAUGUGUUCAUUGUGGACGACUUUGAAUCUUUUGAGAAGAUCGAAGACAAUCUUAUUACAUUUGUUUGUGAAACUGCCACUUCAAGUUGUCCUCUCAUUUAUUUGGAUGGUUACACCUCACCAGGUUUUAAGAUGCUUGAAGCGUACAACCUGACAGAAAAGAAUUUUGCUUCUGUACAAGGAGUAUCUUUGGAGUCAGGGUCUUUCCCUAGCUACUCAGCUUACAGGAUUCAGAAGAAUGCAUUUGUAAAUCAGCCUACAGCAGACCUACACCCAAAUGGACUCCCUCCUUCAUACACGAUUAUAUUAUUAUUCAGACUUCUCCCAGAAACUCCCAGUGACCCUUUUGCAAUUUGGCAAAUCACAGACAGAGACUACAAACCACAAGUUGGAGUGAUUGCAGACCCUUCUAGCAAGACGUUAUCAUUCUUUAACAAGGAUAUAAGAGGCGAGGUACAAACUGUUACAUUUGACACAGAUGAAGUAAAGUCAUUAUUUUAUGGAAGUUUUCAUAAGGUUCAUAUUGUGGUGACCCCAAAAAGUGUUAAGAUUUACAUUGACUGCUAUGAAAUUAUAGAAAAAGACAUCAAGGAAGCUGGAAAUAUAACAACUGAUGGUUAUGAAAUUCUUGGAAAACUCCUUAAAGGGGAAAGGAAAUCAGCCGCAUUCCAAAUCCAGAGUUUUGACAUUGUCUGCAGCCCAGUGUGGACCAGUAGAGACAGAUGCUGUGAUAUUCCCUCUAGGAGAGAUGAGGCAAAAUGCCCUGCUUUUCCAAAUUCUUGCACAUGUACACAGGACAGCGUUGGACCUCCAGGACCUCCAGGCCCUGCAGGAGGGCCUGGUGCUAAAGGUCCCAGAGGUGAAAGAGGUAUCAGUGGGGCAGUUGGGCCCCCUGGUCCUCGUGGAGACAUAGGUCCUCCAGGCCCCCAGGGUCCUCCAGGCCCUCAGGGACCCAAUGGACUCUCUAUUCCGGGAGAGCAAGGUCGCCAAGGGAUGAAAGGUGAUGCUGGAGAGCCAGGACUUCCAGGCCGAACAGGAACUCCAGGGUUACCUGGCCCACCAGGACCAAUGGGACCUCCAGGAGAUAGAGGCUUCACUGGAAAAGACGGUGCAAUGGGACCCAGGGGCCCACCGGGGCCACCGGGAAGCCCAGGCUCCCCGGGAGUCACAGGACCAAGUGGGAAGCCAGGAAAACCUGGAGAUCAUGGCAGACCAGGUCCAUCUGGGUUGAAAGGAGAAAAAGGUGAUAGGGGAGACAUUGCUUCCCAGAACAUGAUGCGAGCAGUUGCAAGACAAGUCUGUGAACAAUUGAUAAGUGGUCAGAUGAACAGAUUCAAUCAGAUGCUGAAUCAGAUUCCAAAUGAUUACCACUCCAGUCGCAACCAGCCAGGCCCGCCGGGUCCACCGGGACCUCCUGGCAGCGCAGGAGCCAGAGGAGAACCUGGACCUGGGGGGCGGCCAGGCUUCCCGGGCACACCAGGGAUGCAGGGACCCCCUGGGGAACGAGGUUUGCCAGGAGAGAAAGGUGAAAGGGGUACUGGAUCUCCAGGACCUCGGGGGCUGCCUGGACCCCCAGGUCCACAAGGAGAAUCCAGAACAGGUCCACCAGGGUCCACAGGUUCAAGAGGUCCCCCUGGCCCCCCUGGCCGUCCUGGAAACUCAGGUAUCCGAGGACCCCCGGGUCCUCCUGGAUACUGUGAUUCAUCUCAGUGCGCCAGCAUCCCAUACAAUGGGCAAGGCUAUCCAGGUUCCGGCUAACACAUUUUCUAAGUCGCCAGUGCUGCUUACAGUUUGAAUACAUGAAAAUCCUGUUUCUGAGAUGUUUGCGCACGUGCUUAUUAGGAAAUGAGUCUGUAUGGAAAUCUCACCACAGAUAAUGGUUAACGAACCGGGUCGACAUCACAAAGGAGGGUGGAGACUCUUUUUACUAACUUGAAUGAGACAAAAGCAGUGGUGUCAGUUUAUAAGCCUGAUGCAUUUCAGUAAUAAUGUAGAAAAACAUUAUUUUAAAAAAGUUCCAACACACAGCCAUGAGGAGCCUCAGUUGUGAAAGAGGUGCAUAAUAAAACUACUAACCAGAGGAGACUAUGCCAUUUUAAGAAAAACAAUUAACCUGGUUAAAGAGAAAUGUCUUAUGUAAAUAAUAAACUAAUUGUGGCUUGUAAAUGAUUUGUAUGUGAUCCUGUCGACUAAAAUCACUUAACAAUUCUACAAUAAGCUUCUGCAUCAAAGCCUGCCGCUUGCUCUAUGCCGGAAUAACACCAAAUGGAAUCUCCUCAUCUCUUGCUUGUUAGCGAUGUGUCUGAUUCAGGGCAUCUGUCUCUGUUACUUUUUUGUCCGUGUCCUCUCAUUUGGGUUUUGUAACUGAAGUUUUCAAACCAAAGUUUAAAAUCACCUUUUCUUCCUGUUUUGCUGUAGUCACUGGUGUUCCUCACCCACCAGCUGUAACUCAGUUACUGUGAGGUACAGCCACAGAAGAUGUCAUGUACUGUAUAUUACCUGGUGAUAGUUGCUUUUCACCCCCCGAGUUCAGUUUCUAGGAGCCAAUAAAACUUUCCCUCACCUCCUCAUCUUUCCAAGUUGUUCUUUGAAUUGAGGAGUUUGAAGGCAUGAACAGUUACUUGGGGAUUUGUGAAAAUCCUACUUAGGUACUGCGUUUACAGUUUUUUGGUCCAGUCUCUGACCCUUCCCAGGUAUUUGUGCAAUGAUUGUAUUUACUGCUGGAUUUUUGAAGAUUUUUUUUUUUUUUUAAGACAGUGCCAUUUCAUUAUUUGAUUAUCACCAAAUUCUCUGGAAGUAAUUGGGACAUUGUAACUUAUUUAUAGUUAUGAGAUUAAGACUGGAGUGCCAUCACCGCGGGUGAUGAUUUAGCUUUUGCUGUGUGUAUGUGCCUUCCAAAUCAUGCCAUAACUGUAAUGUUGAAUCGGACAGAGCCUUAUGUGCCCGAGGGCGGGGCCUACCUGCCUGAGCGCGAGCCCUUCAUCGUGCCGGUGGAGCCCGAGCGGACGGCGGAAUAUGAGGACUACGGCGCAGACGAGCCUGCAGAAGAGACUCCUGAGCCCCGCGGGCGCUGGCGGCGCGCCCUGUCCCACGGACCCGGGCAGUGAACCAGAGACCACGCGCCGCGCCGCGAGGCUGGGGGGAGGUGUUGAAAUUCUCAUUUACAGGUCAGAUAGAGCAGUGUACGUCUUUUCUGCGGUGUUUCUUCCAGCGUUGCUCAUCCUGGAGUACCCUUUCUGAUUGUAGAGAACCUUGUUUCUGCAGGAAGCCUAGCUCCAAGCACGCAGUCUGUAGACAUUUUUGCCUUUGCCCUUGAAAUGCUUGCAAAAUACUUUGUUCACAAAAGCUGCAAAGACAGAACAUGCCGUGUGCCUUUAGUUAGCACAGCGGGCAGCCUCAGUGAAACUCUUAGGUAAAGCAGUAAGUUCUGGAACCCAGAGCUACUGAGUAUUUCGAGCGGGCAGUUUAUCUUUUGCUAUACUUCUCUGCAAUUCAAUUACACCACUAUUCAAAUAAUUCCCCUCCUAAAACCAAAAAGGAGGGAAACGUCAACUCCAUUGCAAUUAUUUAUCUUCCUCUUCUAUCUCUGUUUUACACCGGGGCAUAGAAUGCUCGUAUACAUCUCUUUAACAACCACCAACCUUAAGCCAUGUAGAUGAAGUUAGUGCAUCAACGGGAUACAGUUCCAUAUUGCCUUAAACCUCCUUGUUUUAGACACACUAACAUUUAUGCCCAAUUGCAGAUUAUUCUGCAGAGAUGGAAUUGCAUGUUUGUGUUGUAUAUUUAGUAUGAACUUUUUUCAGAAUAUAAUAUUUCUUAGUUAUCAAAAGCAGUUGGAAAACGUUUGCAAGACUAUGAACAUAGAAUUGCUGCUUUUAUAUUUUAACUGCAGAUUGUGAAUUUCACUGCCUUAUAUUAUUUAUUUCUGAAACAAAAGAGGCAUUUUUCAAUAAAACUACUGAAAAUUUGA